AUGAAAAGUUUGAAAGGCAGUUUAAAAUUGCUUAAUUCAAAUAUAAAUAUAGAAGAAAAAAAAAAAAUAUGGUUAAAUAUAAUUAAAGAUGAAAAAGUAAAUUUAAAAGGAAUAAGUAAAAUUUUAAAAAAUGUAGCCUUUUCAUUCUUUAAAGAAAAUUAUUUAUACAAUGAAGAAAAUGUUACUGUUUUUAAUUUAUUCUGUGAAGAAAAAUUAGAUGAUUAUCUUGUAAAUCAUGAAAUUAUAGAUUUUUUACAAAAAAUAUUUUUAUUUUAUGAGUAUUUCAUAAGUGAGCAUAGCAAUAAUAUUAAUAAAAAGCAGUUUAUUGAAAAUGUAUGCAGUUGCUGUAAAAGAAUAUUUUUAAAAAAUAUUAUAAAAUACGAAAAAGAAAUACUAGAUUUUUUAUUAAAAAAUUUAAUCAAUUAUAUUAACAAAUAUUCAUUUAUUUUUAUAUAUCAAUCUUUAUAUAAUAUAUAUCAGUAUCAUAACAAAAGUUAUGGAAAAUUAUAUCAUCAUAAAAAUGAAAAAUUUAAUUUUUUACUAAAUUUAGAAAGUAGAAAAGUGAAUGAUGAAAUUUUAUUGGUUAAUAAUAAUAGAUUUAAUUUUGAUUGUUUUUUUGUGUUAGAUGAAAAUGACGAAAAAAAUAUAAGAGAACGCUUUUCUGAGAAAAAAUGGAAUUAUAAUAAUAUAAAUAAUGUUCAGAAUGGGCAAGAAGAAGAGGAUAAAAAAGAAAAAAAAAAUGAAACUACACUUAAUAAUGGUGAAUAUAAGUCAUCUCCUCUUAGUAAAAGUAUAUUGGUUCAGAUAAAUAAUUUAAAUAAAGAAUUUAUAUGUUUUUAUUUGUUUAUAUAUUUUAAAUCUUGCUUUGAUAAUAUUAAUUUUUAUUUAAUAGAAAAAUUUAUAGAAAAUUAUUAUGUUAAUCAUAAUACUGAAAAUAUUUAUAAAGAAUUACUCUUGUUCUUCUUUUUAAUUUACAAAAAUAAAAUGCAUAACAUUGUAGAUACAAUUUUAAAUGAUACCAUUAAUUAUUUAAAUAAUUGCAAUAAUUUAGAAAUAAAAAAAAAAAAAAAAUUAUUAAGUGAUGAAUCAUUAGAGGGAAAAAAAUUGCAUCUUAGUGAUUGUUUAUUUUAUUUUGAAUUAUUAAUAAAUAUUAUAGUUUACAAAGAAUUUCAGUAUGAAAAUAAUUAUGAAUAUUAUAUUAAUUAUCUUAAAUUGCUUCAUGAAAGUAACAUAUUUCAAGAAUUAUUUAUUGAUUCUUUUUUUUUUGUUUUUAUUAGUAUAGAAGAAGCUGCUAUUAGAAACGUUCUUUUAGUUAAUUUUGUAAAAUAUUUUUCAAAAAAAUCUUUUAUUUUAUCUAAAUUAUUUAUGCAUAUAAAAAAUGUUUUUCAUAUAAUUUAUGAUGUAGAUGAUAAUAAUAUAAUUUACAACAUAAACUUGUUUAGUAACAUAUCAUAUGAAAAUUUUAUACAGCAUGAUAAAAAGAACAAGAAAAUUGAAUUUAAUUAUCUUCCUUAUAUAGCAAAAAAUAUAUAUAUGGAUAAAUAUGUAUGUCUAUUUUUUAAAGAAGCAUAUUAUAUUAUUAGCAAGAAUAAUAUAUAUUUUUUUUGUUUUAUCACUCAAUUAUAUCUCUAUAUUUAUGAUAAUAUUUUUAAUAAAACAAUAAACAUAAUUUAUGAAAAUGAAAUGAAUUUGAAUGAUAAUUCUUUUGAUAUUUGUAAAAAAAUUCUCAAACCUUUUUUAUUUGUAUAUCUUGGAUUAUUUGAUAAUAUUGUUCAAAAAUUAAAAAAAAAAUUAUUUAGCGAAAAAGUGAUGCUUUCUUUUUCAUUUAUAAACAAAUAUCUAUUCAAGAAUAUGUUUGAAAAGACAUUUUUACAAAAAGACUUGUUUUAUGUAAUAUAUCAAAUAUAUUUUCUACUAUAUUCUCUAAAAUACAAUUUUCUUAGCUUUCUAACAAACUUCAUAACAACCAAAAGAAAAAUAAAUGAAUAUCUUUCGUGUUUUCUAAAGCUAAAAGAACAUAAUUGUAAAAAUAAUUUAAAUAAUGAAAUAACGAAUAAAGAAUUGGAAAUUUUAGACAAAAGCUCUGUUGAAAGUAAUGCUCAUGAAAAGAAAGAUAAAAAUGAUAAAUAUUAUGAGCAAUUGGAAGAUUACAAUGAACAAGAGGAAGAUGACGAAGAAAAAGAGAGAAGCGAUAACAAAGCGGAUUGUAUAGGUAAUAAAAAUAAAAGCACAAGAAUAAUAGUAAAAGGAAAAAAAUUAAGAAAAGAAGAAAAUUUAAAAAAUGGAAAUAAUGAAACAAGUGAUGAAAAAAUCAAUAAUCAAGAAAAAAGUAAAGAUAUGAUUACAUAUAAUAAUAAAGAUGAGAAGUAUGUAAAUAAAGAAGGAGAUUAUAAUAACAAUGAUGAAAAAAAUUUAAAAAAAAUAAAAAUAAUGAAUUUUUUUGAAAAAAACUAUUUCGUAUUGAAAUAUUUUGAGUCUAACACAGAAAAUAUAUUGGAAAAAUAUUACAUUGAAAAUUUAAAUGAAGAUUUAGUUGUUAAAGAAAAUACAAAAUUAAAAAAGAUUAAUCACAAUAAAAAUAUAAUAUCUGUAUCAGAUGAAAAAGUUAAGUUUAGGAAAAAAUUAAAUAAUUUUUAUAAUAAUAAAAUAGAAAUUGAUGAAGUAAUCAAUAAUCUAUUUUUAAAUAAUAAAGAUAAUGUUUACAGUAAAAUUUUAAAAAAUAAUUUGUUAAUAAUAAAAGAAUUAAAGAAUAUAAAAAUGGAAAUACUGUAUCCUAUUUUUAAUGCCAGUCUAGUAUUCUUAUUUGACGAUUUCUACUUUUUUAUUAUUCAAAAUAUAAAGUUAGUUAUAGAAGAAAAAGAAAAGAGUUUUUCUGAGCAUAAAAUUUUUUUAAAUAUAUCCCUUAUUUUAUUACAAUGUCUAGCAAAGGAUGUGAAAAUAGAAAAAUAUCUUGUAUCAAUUUUUUACAUUUUAAAAUUAUCUUUUAAUAAAUUAAAAUCGUUGCAAAUUGUAGAUGAAAUAAAAAACAAUGAUGUUAAUGAGAUAUAUAAUAAAAAUACAAAAGGUUUUGAAAAUAUCAUCAAAUAUUAUAAUAUAAAAGAAGAUAAAUAUAUAAAAUUUAAUAUGGACGAAAAAAAUGAGAAUUAUAAAAAUUCUUUAUCAUUAAAUAAUAUAGAAGAAAAAAUUAAAUUACAUCAAAAUGUUUUUUAUAUAUUUUUAAAAUUAUUACAAAAUGUAUCAGAACAACAUAAUUUAUAUUAUAAUUUUAAAUAUAUAAUAUAUGAUAUUUUAUUUUCAGAAUAUUCAAAUAAAAGUAUAAUAUUUUCUUGCUUAAAAUGUAUUUUAGACAAAAGUAAAUUAAAUGAAAUAUAUGAAUACUCUUUAGAAAUCUUAAACGAUAUAAAAAUAGAUAAUAAUAAUCUCAAAAAUCUAAUGGUUAAUGAAAACUGCAAUAGUCUUUGUAUGAAUAAUACAAAUAAUAACAACAUUAAUGAAAAAAAUAAAAAGAAAAAAGAAACAAAAAUAAAAUUUGAAGAAAAAAAAGUAUACAACUUAAAUGAUAAUGAUGGUAAAAUUUAUCAAAAAAGCAAGGAUAUCUCAAAAACAAACUUAAAUAAAUCAUAUUUAGAAAAUAAAAGUUACAUAUCAUUAAUUUUAUCAAAUCGUGAUACCUUAAACAUUAAUUUUUUUGAUUAUAAUAAUAUUAAUAAUAAAAAGGUAUCUUCAUUAUAUAUAAAUAUUAUAAUUUUAUAUUAUAUUAUAAAGAAAAAUGAAAAGAAUUAUAAAAAAAGUGUAUAUGAUAAUUAUAUAAAAUUAAAUUUAGAAAACUGCUAUAACAUCAUAAAUAAAUUGUUAUGUGUUUUAUAUUCUACGAACUUUCUAAAUUCUUAUUAUAAUAAAUAUUUAAAAUAUUUGUGUUUAAAAGUUUUUAAAAGAAUUUAUAAUUAUUUUUUAAUAAAUGAAGCAGAAAUAUAUUUGAAAUAUUUAAAGAAUAAUAGCACAGAAAUUAUUAUUAAUGAAGAUAAAAAAUUAAAUGAUUUGAAAUAUAUAAAAAAUCAAAUAAUAGAUUUCUUUGAAUUUAUAUUAAAUAAAGAAAUUAAAAAUUAUUUCAAAAAAGAAAAUGUUUGCAAAGUUUCUUCAGAUGAAUAUAAAUUUUUCUUUUUAAACAAUUUACAUUGUAAUAGUCUUAUACUAAGGAAUAGCAACUUUAUUUUUAUGAUUAAUUGCUUGUUAUUUAUUUUUAAUAUGAAAUAUGACAAAUAUACUUUUUAUAAAAUAAUAUCAAUUAUUUUAAUAGAAAAAAGCGAAAAUAAAAAUUAUAUAUUAAGUAAAAUUGUGCAUUCUAUAAAGAAUUUUUUUAAAAUAAGUUAUAUAUAUAAUAAUGUAAAGAGAGAAAAUAAAAAAAAUAAAAUUAGACUAAAUAAUGAUUUAACUAGACAUUCUGUUUUAUUAUAUAUUAUUAGAAGUACUAUAAUUCUUUUUUUAUUAAUAGAUUAUAGUCAGGUAAACAAGCAAAAAUUAAUAAAAGAGGAUUAUAUAAAUUACUCAAUGUUUAUUAAUAAGUAUGUAAAAAAAAAGUCACUAGAAUAUUAUUACACCCAAUUAAACUUUUUGCUUUUUCGAAUAUUUUAUGAUGAAAAAAAUUUGCCAUAUUUCUUUAAAAUUUUUUUCAGUACUUUGUAUAUUAUAUCUUUUAAAAAAGAUGACGGAAACAUAAGUUACUUUUUUGAGAAAAUAUUCAAUAUCAAGGAUGAUUACGAAUCGAAUGUAUCAAAAGAUAAAAUAAAUAUUAAUCACUCUACUGAUGAUGAAGAAAGUGACAAAUAUAAAAAAGAAAAAAAAAAGGAAAUAAUCAAUAUCUUCAAAAAAAAUGAAGAAAUAAGUAAUUGUAUGCAAAACAUAAGUGAAAAUGAAAAAAAAGGAAAAAAUGAUAAUGAAAAUUCAGAAAAGGAAACUAGAAAUGCUUGUAAUGAGAAGAAUUAUCAUAAAAUAUUAAGAAGUUAUAAAAAACAGAGAAAUGAAUUGCAUCAAAAUGAUAAAGAUAAUAACCGUUUCAGUAUGAAAAAUAAAAACUAUAUUGAAGUUAGUUCACAUAGUUCUUCCGAUGAUUCAGACGAAUCCUUCAAGAUAUAUAUAAAUACCAAAUGUAAAAAGAAAAACUCAAAUGAUAAAAAAUGUAUUUCAUUGGAUCAUAACAAAACUGCUACUGUACAAAAUGUAACUGAUACAAGUAAAUAUAAUCAAUUAACUGAGAAAAAUGAAAAUAAUAAGAAAAACUCGUUGGAUGAAGAAUUAAGAAUUAGUAAUACAAGCGAAGAAAUAAAGUCUAAUGAAAAUGGCAUAGAUAAUUUAAUAGGAGAAAAUUUUAUUUUUAAUGCUUCUUUAUCAAUAAAAAUCUUAAAUCAUUUUAUAUUUUUAUGUAAAGGAUUUCACGAAGAUUUGGAAUUGAAAAUAUAUAAUGGUAUAGUAGUGAAUUUAAAAGAAAAUGAAAAUGAUAGAGAAAAAUUAAAAAAUCUUUUAAGAGUAUUAUUCAAAGAAGAUGAUAAAGUAUCAAUAAAAUAUAAAAAAAAAUUAGAAUUACUCAAAAUUAUUGAAACUAAAAUAAUUUUUCUUAGUUAUAUAAAAAACAAUUUAGAAAAAAGAAAAUCUCUUAUAUCUAGAAUGAGUGAAUUAAAUUUAAAUAUUUUUAAAAAUAAAUCGAUGUUUAAUAUUGAAAUAGAUUUUAUCUAA
Messenger RNA from Plasmodium relictum, 5730 nucleotides. Its product is annotated as conserved Plasmodium protein, unknown function. The record is from RefSeq and is a predicted model, not a curated record. Gene Ontology annotation, cellular component: Dbf4-dependent protein kinase complex; nucleus. The transcript has a single exon. Gene Ontology annotation, molecular function: protein serine/threonine kinase activator activity. NCBI's taxonomy places the organism in Eukaryota, Apicomplexa, Aconoidasida, Haemosporida, Plasmodiidae. The coding region runs from base 1 to 5730 and encodes 1909 amino acids. Gene Ontology annotation, biological process: positive regulation of nuclear cell cycle DNA replication; regulation of cell cycle phase transition.